Conger conger (European conger) is the source of this 2709-nucleotide messenger RNA. It is a transcript of the gene ccdc40, whose product is annotated as coiled-coil domain containing 40. Lineage: Eukaryota; Metazoa; Chordata; Actinopteri; Anguilliformes; Congridae. The coding region runs from base 1 to 2709 and encodes 902 amino acids. The transcript is spliced from 17 exons. Gene Ontology annotation, cellular component: cilium; cytoplasm. Gene Ontology annotation, biological process: heart looping; axoneme assembly; epithelial cilium movement involved in determination of left/right asymmetry. The record is from RefSeq and is a predicted model, not a curated record.
AUGGCCGAAGAACACAGCAGCUCAGAGGAGGCUCUGCCUCCUCAGGACUCGCUGCAGAUGUCCAUCCCGGCUGAGGCUGUUGGGGCCGAGGAGGAAAUGGAGGAUGAAUUGCUCGUGCUGGACCCGGACCAUCCUCUGAUGAGAAGGUUCCAGUCAGUCCUUAAGAGCCACCUGGAAAAACAGCUGGAGGAUGUCAACACAGAUAUGCGUGAGAAUCGGGUCAUGGAGCGAGCUGAGGGAAAGUCGCGUGAGGAGCUGGGUGUGGAGGUGUACUCUGUGCAACAUGAGCUGGCCAGGCUGCAGACUAACCUGGACAACCAGCAUGACGCCGAUGUGCAGAUGGCCGCCCAGCGGCAUCAGGCUCAGGAGCAGCUAGAGGCUGUACGCAGCCAGUACCAAGCUACCGUCAACCAGACCAGGCAGCAGAGAACGUGCGAGACCCAGCUGCAGACUGAGGUCGACAACCUGGUGCUGCGUCUCUUCUACAUGCAAGGAGUGAACAGGGACCUACAGUCUGACAUCAGUGUUGUGAAGAACGCCUCCAGCAAGGCCCAAACUGAGAAGGCUCGGGCGGCGGAGGAGAAGAACGCGCAGGACCUGUACGUGGAGCGUUUGACCAAACAAGUGGAGAGACUGACGGAGCAGAUCGGGCUCUACAAAGCUCAGACCGAUGAGCAAUCUGCAGAGAGCCAGGUGGCCAAGGAGGCCCUCGCAGAGGCUCAGAUGGAGAUGGACUCGGUGUUAGUGGAGCAGAAGCAGCUCCUGCAGCACUGGAACAGCAGUCUGUUCGGAAUGCGCCGCCGCGAUGAGGCGUACGCUGCCAUGCAGGAGGCGCUGAGCACGGUGCGAAACCAGGUGCGGACGCUGGACACAGAGAUCGAUUGCUUCAAGAAGUCGAUCGCAGGCGAAGAGGAGCGCAACGAGCGGCUAACCAUGCUGCUGAACCGCUCCCAGCUGGACUGCGAGACAUCACGCAAGCUGAUGGCGCAGAGCCAGACCAAGCAGGAGGUGCUGCAGACCCAGUACAGCACCUACACGCGCAUGCUGCAAGAGAGCGAGCAGAUGCUGGGCCGCGUGACCGGGGAUUGCGCAGCACGGCAGGGUGAGCUCCACACACUCAGGAAAGAGAUGGAGAAGGAGGCCUCCGUUCGCCAGGAGCUGGAGAACAAGACGAUGACGAAGAUGCACGAGCAUCUGACGCACGACCAGGGAGCCAAGUACUCCCGCAGGCUGAUGGAGGAAAUGGCCGCUCACAGGACCGACAGGGAUCUGCAGCUGUCACAGUUGGAGAACGAGGUGGCCCAGGUGAUGCUGGGGAGCACGGAGGUGACCCUGCACCUGGAGUCACUCAGGCGGGUCCUGGCUGAGCUGGGGAAGCAGAUAGACCUGAAGCACAAGCAGAUGUCCGACAACGAGGCCGAGAUGAAGAGGCAGAUGACCGUCAUGGAGCGCAAGCAGGACGCCAUCAGCAUCUGCAAUAAGAAGAUCGAGCAGAUCCGUGCUGAAACUGGGCACAAGGACCUGAGUGUCCUGGAGAUCCGUAUGAACAAGUUGAGCAAGGAGCUGGAGGAGGUGGGCACAGAGAUGAAGGAGCAGCAGCAGCACUGGCUGAGGCAGCAGGAGGAGCUGGUGAGGCUGAACCAGGAGCGGCAGGCCCAGGGAGGCGAUGUGCUCGCCCUGCAGACGCAGCUCACCAUCCUGCAGCAGAAGAAGCUGCGACGGGAAGGUGAGAUCCAGCAGGAGAAUCAAGAGCUGGCAGAGGUGGAAAGGAACAUGAAGAACUUGAUGCUGGACUUGGUGAAGCUCAACAAUUUAGUGAAUAAGAACAGCCAGCAGCACGAGGCUCUGGAACAGAGCAACUCCUUGAUGGAGAACGACUUCCUGCAAAGACUCAAGGAGGCUGAACGGGAAUCCAUCAAAAUACAGAUGAAGCAUGAGGACAUUCAGGAGGAGAAAGAGAGACUGCUCAGCUUCCUGGUGGAGACAGAGAGGCAGAUCAUGUUGUGGGAGAAGAAGACUCAGUUGGCAAAGGAGUCCCGGAUGGCUGUGGACUCGGAGAUUGGGCAGGGAGACAUACGAAGCAUGAAGGCUGAGAUUCACCGCAUGGAGGUGCGGUAUGGCCAGUUGAUGAAGCAGCAGGGCCGUCUGCUGAAUGAGAUGGAGGCCAUGGUGGCCCGGCGGGGGACCAUCGAGACGCAGGCCAAGGCCCAGGCCCGAGCCGACCGGAGGCAGCCCACGCACACGGACUUCCGCAGCGUACUGCAAGGCCUGCGCAGAAAGAUUCAGGACACGCAGAAGCAAGUAAAAGAGUCGGAAGGUGUGGUGGCAGAGCUGCAAGAGGCCCAGCAGUCCCUGAGCAGCAGCCUGAGGGAGAAGCAGCAGCACCUCGAUGAGCUGCAGAGUGCCAGCGCAGUCAGGACUGCUGAUCUGCGCAGUUUGCAGGAUUCAAAAGAGAGGAACCUGACCAGGCUGAUAGCCCUGCAGGCCCGGGCCAAGCAGCUGCAGGUGGUGCGAGAGGGGCGAUACACCUUCAUCAGUGUCAGCGAGUCUGCUCUGGAGCCUGCCAAACAGCGUCUGGAGGAGCGUCUGCACACCGUCAGCACCAUCCUGCACCGCGUGUGCCAGGAGUCCCCCCACCACGAGGGGGCGCUGCGCCACCUCUCCCUCACCCUCGCCAACCGCCUCGAGAACCAACAGGAGACGGCAUGA